AUGAAUACCACAGAAAGAGAACUCCAGCCUGGCUUCAGGAGAAGCCGUAUGACAUCCAUAAAAGGACUUAGAACUAGAAGUGUUGUAACUUUCAAUCCAACAACAAUUAGCCCGGGAGAAGAGCUGUACAUUAACAUUCCUAAAUUAAAGCCCGACUCUUGUUUAGUUCCAGGGUCACUUACACUCUUAUUUGAUUUUAAAAAUUCAAAUACAAAGAGCAGGUUCAAUAAUAACCUAGCUAAGUUGAUUGCAAAACGUCUUCAGGUUAAAGUAGCCGAUGAAACAGCCUAUGACUGUUCAGGAGAGAGUUUGUACGAAAUUUAUAAAGACCUAUGGCUAACACAGGGUGAUAGAAAUAAGAUGACAGAACAGGGCCUCGGAAGUGAAAACCUGAGAAAGCUGAUAUCAGGUGAUGACUCAGGAGUAAAAGUAGGUGAUGCAGGUAAAAUAGCAGAUGGACUUCUCCAUAGUGUAUACGGCUCCAAACUUAGAAAACCAAUUGAUAAGAUUAUCGCAGACCAUGGACUCUACGUACCAUUCUACAUGAACAACAAUCCUAUGUACAUAUUCACACUCCCCGGAUCAGAUGAAAUUAUGACUGCUCAAGGAGGUGAAGCUAAGGGUAAUUAUAAACUUGACAAUCUCGAGUUAGAAUAUGAGACCAUUGAGAAUGACGCCCUUGCAGGUGAAGUAUCAAGGAUGUAUUCAACAGGCCGCUCACUAUCCUACAAACACGUCACUCUUAUGCGUACAAGUAAUUGGGACAAAGAUCUUACCAUUGUGAAUGAAAACAUAAAUAUUCCCAGAAAGAGCAUGUCAGCAAUUGUCCUUCUAUUUACCAACAGAGUAAGAACUGAUUCUGAAGAAUAUACUUACCCAAACAUUGAUAAAGUUAACCUUACCAUUGAGGGUGUGCCUAAUGCAGUUUUCUCCCAGGGACUUCCUAAAAGUAGGUUCUUUGAAGAGGCAAAAUGA
This is a messenger RNA of Paramuricea clavata, 975 nucleotides long. Lineage: Eukaryota; Metazoa; Cnidaria; Anthozoa; Malacalcyonacea; Plexauridae. The record is from the annotation of a GenBank genome assembly.